This is a messenger RNA of Colletotrichum costaricense, 639 nucleotides long. RefSeq lists its product as uncharacterized. NCBI's taxonomy places the organism in Eukaryota, Fungi, Ascomycota, Sordariomycetes, Glomerellales, Glomerellaceae. The record is from RefSeq and is a predicted model, not a curated record. Bases 1 to 639 code for a protein of 212 amino acids. The transcript is spliced from 2 exons.
AUGAGAUGGAUCAUGGAUGGGAUCGGCGCUGAUCUCGACAUGUUGGAAACACCACCGGUGAGCGAGGCAAGGGCUGCUAUUCGUAUGUGUUCGACUAUUCGUACAACCAUCUUCAUCUCUGCGGCUUGCCUCGGGAGCAUCGCCUCCGACACCACCUGUCUUGACCAGAGUACGCAGGGUAUUCCCGUCGCAGGGUCAGUUCGCUUCAUCGAGACGAGGCUACCUCGUGAUUUCAUGUGUGCGUAUCUCAGUCUCAGUUGCCUCCGUGCCUCUGUCCCGCUACCUAAUCAACAUUUUCUAGCAAACGUGGCAGUCAAUUCCCAAACCUCUUCGGGCCACGCGGGCGAAACCCUGUCACGAAGUACAGAGGUUCGUAGCAAAACACAAAAUGGAUUUCCAAUUUCACCGCACCAAGAUUCAUUCCUGCAGCUCAUCAGUGACCACCAGUGCCACCGUCCAUUCGUCGAAGACAGCGGUGGCUUGCCGGGAGCCCAGCACCUAGCCAAACGCGGCAUUUUCACAUUUGGCAUUAUCGUCUCUACCCGCAGCAAGGCCCAGCAAAAACAAAGCUUUACGGAUACGUACUGCAAAUGUGAGUAUAUUGCAUUUUCAUCUUCUGCCGGCUUGGAAGUUGGAUGA